Messenger RNA from Hevea brasiliensis (rubber tree), 1350 nucleotides. Its product is annotated as uricase-2 isozyme 2. Bases 225 to 1154 code for a protein of 309 amino acids. Gene Ontology annotation, molecular function: urate oxidase activity. Gene Ontology annotation, biological process: purine nucleobase catabolic process; urate catabolic process. The transcript is spliced from 8 exons. The record is from RefSeq and is a predicted model, not a curated record. NCBI's taxonomy places the organism in Eukaryota, Viridiplantae, Streptophyta, Magnoliopsida, Malpighiales, Euphorbiaceae. Gene Ontology annotation, cellular component: peroxisome.
AUAUUUUGACACAGUUUCUUCCAGAUGAGAUGGGGAAGUUCUUAUUUCACUUCUAAAAAAUUGGGAAAGUGCAAAAUGACAGGUUACUGUCUGCCACAAAACUGUCAGCCCAUAGGCCACCUACCAUUUGAUUUUUCAUAUAUAUAUAUAUAUAUAUAUAUAUAUAUAUUUAUAUAAAACAGUUCUCUGUUCUUCUUCUUCUUCUUUCUUCAAUUCUUCUCACCAUGGCCAAUAUUGACUUGGACGGAUUCAAGCUUGACCAGAGGCACGGCAAGGCUAGAAUCAGGGUUACCAGAGUUUGGAGAAACAACCAUGGAGGUAAUGACUUCAUGGUCGAAUGGAAUGUCAGCAUCAGCCUCCUUUCCGAUUGCCUCAACGCCUACGUCUCUGAUGACAACUCCAAUAUCGUUGCCACCGAUACCAUGAAGAAUACGGUAUAUGCUAUGGCAAAGGAAUGUUCAAAACGGCUUUCAGCAGAGAAUUUUGCAAUUUUGCUGGCUAAGCACUUCACUUCAUAUUACAAACAGGUAAAUGCUGCCAUCAUAAAGAUUAUAGAAAAGCCCUGGGAGCGUGUAAACAUAGACGGACAAUUGCACACACACGGUUUUAAGCUUGGACCUGAGAAGCAUACAACAGAGGUAAUAGUCAAGAAGUCUGGAGCUUUACAGCUGACUUCUGGUAUUGAAGGAAUGUCUGUGCUGAAAACAACCAAGUCAGGGUUUGAAGGGUUUAUUAGGGAUAAGUAUACAGCUCUGCCUGAAACACAAGAGAGGAUUCUGGCAACAGAAGUCACUGCAUCAUGGAAGUAUUCAUAUGAAUCCGUCUCUAGCAUCCCCCAGAUUCCACUUUACUUUACAGAAAGAUAUUUGGAUGUGAAGAAAGUUUUGGCCAACGCAUUCUUUGGUCCUCCUAGGGAGGGAGUAUACAGUGCAUCUGUUCAAAGCACUCUUUUUCACAUGGCAAAGGCUGUACUCAACAGUUUUCCCGAGAUAUCAUCAGUCCAACUUAAAAUGCCGAAUAUCCACUUCUUACCAGUUAACAUAUCAAGCAAGGAUAAUGCUAUUGUAAAGUUCAAUGAUGAUGUAUACGUACCAACAGAUGAACCGCAUGGAACAAUAGAAGCUACUUUGAGCCGUACCUGGUCAAAGAUGUAGAACCUAUUUGCACAAAUGACCUAUGGGUAGAUGCCAUAGUGUUCCUAUCAUGGUUAUUCACCUUUCAGCUUUGUUUUCGAAAUAAUAAGUGGGACUCUGGAAAUGUAUUAUGUACAUGUGAUGGUCAUGUUAUGAAACAUUUGUAUUUGGACGCACAGGAUGUUUUCUUUAGCAAUAAAAUCAUCUUAUUAUGUAA